Molecule: messenger RNA, 604 nt
Organism: Rubroshorea leprosula
Lineage: Eukaryota; Viridiplantae; Streptophyta; Magnoliopsida; Malvales; Dipterocarpaceae
Source: the annotation of a GenBank genome assembly
CGCGACCUGCUUUUCUUCUUUUUCUCCUCGACAAGCCCCUUCCCAGCCGCCAACUUCCUCCUUGAAAAUUGGUGACAAAGCUUGGAUAUUUUCCCCUCAUUCUUGUACAAGAACAAGCUAUGGGACUUAGAACCCUCCCUCUAAAGCUGGAAACUGUCGAUUUGCUCUGUUCUUCCUUUCUAUCGGCAAGCUGUUGUGGGUGUGUAGGUCUGAAAUUUUGGGUGUUUUCGAAUUGCCGCCGGCCUCUUUCCCCUGCCAGAUUCGGUUCUGUAGCUGGAAAAUUUUGGUAUGAUGGCCACUCCUCUAAGUCCAAUUUCACCCAUUUAGCUGCUGUUUGAAUUUCCCUGUAUUAUCUGAAAUUUGCUGAAAAUUGGGGAUGAAUUUCGGUAGCAAUUAGAGCAUUUUAAGUGUGUUUUGUUGCUUAAUUCAUGUAGAAUUUAGUUGAUUUGGGCUGUUGUGAUGUUGUGUAGGAAAAAUCCCGUGGCUUAGCCAUUGUUGGCCAAAGCCAUGGGUCUCCAUUGCUUGUUCGGGAAAUUGGAAAAUUGGUAUAUAUGUGUGUGGGUAUAAUUAAACCCAUAAAUGGAAAUAAAAGCUGGUUCCUCCA